Molecule: messenger RNA, 630 nt
Organism: Cucurbita moschata (crookneck pumpkin)
Lineage: Eukaryota; Viridiplantae; Streptophyta; Magnoliopsida; Cucurbitales; Cucurbitaceae
Exons: 2
Coding region: 220-624 (134 amino acids)
Source: RefSeq, a predicted model, not a curated record
UCCAUUUCACUUGGCCAGUUGAUCUUAAUGUACCAGUUUAUGAAAUUAAUGAAGCAAUUAACAUCUAGACAGGAGCCGUGUAAGCUUAACGCUCAAAUGGAGCCCCUAUUUUCUGUAUCUGUCACAAUUCUGUCUCCUAGCAGAGUACUUUAUUUGCUCUCAUUUCACUAUAAAAUUCUACACCCAAUCUAACUUCAACAGGAGAAUCUCCACAUAACCAUGGAUUUCAAAGCAGAGCUCAACACACAGGUAGCAGAAGAAGAUGAUGGUUACUAUGCCGAGAUUAGGAAACAAAUCAUUCUACUUUUGACAACAUACGAUGACGACGAAGACGUUGAACGACCUCCCAAAACUGCAGCAAAACGAGGGGCAGAACAAAGCGGCCGUCGUCACCCACAGUCAGAGAGAAACUUGAGUUGGUGUCUAAAUGGGAAUGAUUUAGAAGGACCUGUUUGGCAUGUCAAUUCAUGGGAGAAUGGGAAUGGAACAGGAGUUUUCAUCCCUCAAGCAGUCAAAUACAAAAGAUACAGUAUUUUCAGAAGGAUGAGAAAGCAUGAGAGAAAAGAAAAACACAGACUAAACAGACAACAAGACCAAGGAUCAUCCGUGUUUUCAGGAGGCUAAAUUGCA